GAAGUACCUCAGGUGUUACCAGUUCUAGAGAUAAGUUAUAAACGACACAGUGGAAGCAGUUCUCUCUCAAGAUGCGACCGACAACAGUGUACUAGCUCCCAUGUAUCUAUUUGCUACUAGAAUGCGUCGUCGUUUGAACAGUCGAGCGUUUGAUCCAUUUGAUGAAUGGCUUGAGUCGCAGGGUUUAUAUCGCAAGCAAGUAGCACGGGAUGGAUCCUGUCUUUUUCGUGCUGUUGCUGAACAAGUGUUCAUGACACAGACUGAGCACAUUAAGGUUCGGGCGCUCUGCUUGGAGUAUAUGAUGCUACACAAGGACGAUUUCCAGCCAGUAAGUGUUUUUGUAAAUUAUCAUAUGAUUUGCUUACUGUUGACUAGCAGACACUAUUACUACUUGUUACAUAUGUUUAUAUCACUGACCUGGUUAAUAUUGAUAAUUUCUAGUAACAAAAUAAAUGUACAGUAUGUUAGAUUUUUUAAAUUUGUACCUUUAAGAUUUAUUAAUUUUAAUUGUUUUUGCAGGGUGGAUUUUCUUAUUUAUCAAGAAAUCGGGCAAAUGCCAUUCAAGGCCACAGAAAAUAGCUACCCAAAGACUCUCAUGUUAAGUUACACCCAUGGGAACCAUUAUGACAUUGUCUACCAAAAAGACGCAGCUACCAUACGGGGAUUUUGUCAGUCUGUGGUGUAUGACAUACUUUAUUCACGUGUAUUUCAACUGAAGGAUGUUCGACUUGCUGUUGACACAAUGCUUCACGAUAAGGAGUAUGCUUCACUAAGAAGAGACUCCGCUAACUCCACUGAACUUAAGGAAAUUGGAGCAUUAGUUGAGAAAAUCAUGGGGACAAAUAUUUCUAGGGAUAAUAGUCAAGAUGAAGCUGAUAAAAACACAAGUAUAGAUGAGAGGCAGAGCUUAGAGGAAGUCCAUCCUGAUGAUGUCCGCGGUUUACUUGCUCGAGGCAUACCACCUUUUCCUUAUAAAGUGGCAAAAUCUCUAGAUCCCGACAUCUACAGGAAUAUAGAAUUCGAUGCUUGGAAUACUGUAAGGAGAGAAGCACGAUAUGGUCCUUUUGAUAGCAAUGGAUUCCAAGCAGGUGUUAAAGUUCUUAUCAAACUUGAAUUACUACCAAAUCGACUAGAAGUAGAAAAAAUGAGAAAGCUUCAUAUGACCAGGCAAGGUAGUAGUGAAAAUCAUGAUGGGAGAAAUGCAGAAGAAAGGAUAGAUGUAUAUCAUGGUCACAUCCAGGAAAUGUCGGAAAACAAAGGGCCGGUAGAUGUUUAUGUAGAAGAAAUUGGCAACAGAUUAAAGGUGCCUUAUGAAUCUUUAGAAAAAGUUCCUCCUUCCCCACCUCGUUCUCCAUGGCAUGCUUCACAGCAACACUUGCAGACAGGUACAGGCUCAGCAACCACUACAGGGGUAAACAUUCCGAGCUACAAGAAACUCACUGGCUUUUAUCAGAAGGCGCCUCUUCCUGCUGAGCCUGAGUACUCCUCAGGAAGAAGUAAGAAGAAAGGUGGAAAGCAGAUGCGUGAGGUAUUAACAUUAGUCCCUAUACCUGCUCCUUUAAGAUACUGUGGUCCCAGCAAUGCUACUGGUAUGAGAGGGCGAGUAGCUAGCAGCCCAACACAUCACGGUCACUCACCACGUUCAAGAACACCCCAAGGCUCUUAUCCACCACCGCCAAAUUACGCCCCUAAAAAUUAUUCUAAUCGAGGGAUGGGUCGAAGUAAUAACAGUAAUUACAGAAAUGCACAGAGUCCUGCAAGAGAUGGAUAUCCAUUAUUACCUGUAAGAACUGUUUUGAAAACCACAUGCAGCACCAAUACCAUCUGUGACAGCAGCCAUGACAGCACCAACAGUGGUGACACUAUCAUCAGUCAUGUGAACACGAACACCAGUGACAAUACCACCACCCAUGUCAAGACCUGCUGUGACACCAUCAGCCAUGACAGCACCACCAGCUGAGACACCACCAACAAAUAUUAUGAACCUACUAACCAGCAGGGUGUGGAGCAAGCAGGAAAGUACUUCAUUUGUGCCAAAUGUUUCACAAUUUCAUGAUAAUAAUAGUUAAAUUCAGCCAAAUAGUCUAAAUAGAUGAUUCCACUGAACUUAUUUUUCAGUGACACACUGAUGACUAUUAUUGUUACCCAAACACACAACUAUUACAAGCACAUGAUGGCCAACUUUUAUGUUUCACAGAAAUCAUGUUGCAGAGCUGAAUUUUAUCUUUUUGAACAUUAAUGCUGAUGCCACACACCCAUAAGAAUAAUAUAUUGAAGUACAGGCAGACUUAUAGCAACACCAGCCUUCAGUGAAAUAAAGCCCAUUGGUUGAUUUAUCUUGUUACUGUGGAUGCUGCAUUUCUCUGAUAAAAUCAAUCCUCAGAAAAAAUGAUUUACUCUACAAAAUACUGGAAGUGAUUUUGUAUCAGAAACAUAAAUUCAUUGAAUACUUUUAUCCAUUCAAGAAUGUUGUCAUAGACGAGUCCCUGAUUUUAUACAGCUUCUCCUCACUUAAAGACAUACUCAUUUACUGACGACUUGGACUUACGACGGGCUCUCUGACCAGUAUGCAUACCUAAAUAAUGUAUAUUAAAGCUGAUUUCCUCAAUUCUUUUUAUUACAAUAUACAGUACACUGCUGUAUAAACUUUUUUUUUUUUUUCAACAAGUUGGCCGUCUCCCACCGAGGCAGGGUGACCCAAAAAAGAAAGAAAAUACUUUCAUCAUCAUUCAACACUUUCACCACACUCACACAUUAUCACUGUUUUUGCAGAGGUGCUCAGAAUACAACAGUUUAGAAGCAUAUACGUAUAAAGAUACACAACAUAUCCCUCCAAACUGCCAAUAUCCCAAACCCCUCCUUGAAAGUGCAGGCAUUGUACUUCCCAUUUCCAGGACUCAAGUCCGACUAUAUGAAAAUAACCGGUUUCUCUGAAUCCCUUCACAAAAUAUUACCCUGCUCACACUCCAACAGAUUGUCAGGUCCCAAGUACCAUUUGUCUCCAUUCACUCCUAUCUAACACGCUCACGCACGCUUGCUGGAAGUCCAAGCCCCUCGCCCACAAAUCCUCCUUUACCCCCUCUCUCCAACCCUUUCGAGGACGACCCCUACCCCGCCUUCCUUCCCCUAUAGAUUUAUAUGCUUUCCAUGUCAUUCUACUUCGAUCCAUUCUCUCUAAAUGACCAAACCACCUCAACAACCCCUCUUCUGCCCUCUAAUACUUUUAUUAACUUCACAUCUUUUCCUAAUUUCCACACUCCGAAUUUUCUGCAUAAUAUUUACACCACACAUUGCCCUUAGACAGGACAUAUAAACAUUUAAAAAUAUACCAGAAAUGUUAUAAAUGGUGAAAAGCUGACAUUAAAACCAUAACAAAGAUGGUUGACACAAACCCACUACCAUUAUAGUAUGCUCCUCACUUAGCGACGAAUUUGUUUACCGACGUGGUCUUAGGAACGGAACUCCGUCGUUAGGUGAGGAGAGGCUGUAUAUAGGAAGACUUUCCUUCAAGACUUAUAUAUCAAGCAAACGACAUUGGUUUGUUAUCAAACUUUUUGUAGUGUGUGAUUUUGAAAGUAGUUUAGAGCUUGAUGUUAAUGUAUAUACAGAAAAGCAAAUAUUUGAAAAUAUACGUGACACAUUAGGACUUUUGGUGCAGUUGAGGAAUAUGAUGGAGCACAUCUAGGUAAGAUCAUACCUUAUUCACAAUUAAUUAGUACACAAGCCCUGAUCUUUGUGAUUUUCUCAAGGUGAACACCGCAGAUAUGUGCGAGACAGUGAGAGGAAAUAAACAACAUAUGCCAUCAUUCAUGAAAUUACUGGGUUCCACUGAAGUACAUAUAGGUACUUCCUACCUUGACAUGAUGGCAUUUCAAUGAUAUGACUUAAGGUGUGACAGUGUUGACGACCAUACUUAGGUAUCAAAUGAAAGAAACUGGAAAGAUUGACUGGCAAACAAAUAAACCUAUUGUAAAAACUUGCAGUCAAUAACUACAGUACUAAUAUACAUUCAGUAGACAAAUCGGACAUGCAAAUUGGAUGUUGCAGUGCCAAAUGCAUACAACUUGUAUAUGUUCCAAAUAAAAACAGGAUGAAAAUGCAGAUUGGCCAAUUUCCAUUUAGCUAUCGUAGACAUGAAUAGAAUAUUCCGGUGAAGGUUCUCCCAUUAUGUUGCUGCCAUGGUAGUGAAAAAUGUCUCAUUUUGGCUGAAGCCUGGUACAUUCUUCUUGGAUAUUGUUUCUGCUACAUAGAAGAAGGCACAGAAACUUUAUAUAUGUAUGUCAGCACACAAACAGAAAGUCAAGCAAAUGUACAGAUAUACUAUACAUGUAUAUCUGUCAGUUGUGUGGUAUUCCAUUGUGCCCCAAGCCAUGUUUUGAGGAAUAACUUACCUUGAAACAGUUCUAAUAAAGCAAUAAAAACCUGUACAUAGUAUUGCAUGACAAAAACAGUCCUUAGAUGUAAGAUAAACCUUGAUUUUGUACAUACAGUAUAGUGAAUAUUGAUAUUCUUAACUAUUAUUUUUGCUUGAAAUCAGGAUAUUUUCAUUGCAAAGUGUGGCACUUAGUGUUAACCAGUACAUGAAAAGGAAAAAUCUCACUAUUUGGUUUAGAAAAACCAGAAACAUAAAAUAAAUUGACACUUUAGUGUCAUUGUUGCCAACAGAGCAUCAGUUUAGGUUAACUUCAACAGACCAUAAAACAGUAAGUUUUUAUCAGAUUCUGCUCAUUUUAGUCUUACUCAGCUCAGAAAACUGUCCUUUUAACAUGUAUUUUUUUUUUUUUUUCUCCAAAAUUUUACGCACACAGAAAUUUUAUUUUUUGGAUGUCCCAUAGUUAAGGGGUUAAUGGAGUUGUAGUGUUAAGUGUUCUCACAAGCCAUUGUGAGGGUUGAAUCAGUGUAUAACUAGAUUAAAUGAUUGCUUCUGUGCGGUAGGCAUCAUAAAUAUGCAUGUGCAUAAGCAGAUCACACAAAAUGGGACUGCUCAUCAUAACCUGUCGGUUUAACCCUUAAACUGUCCAAACGUAGAUCUGCGUUUGCA
Molecule: messenger RNA, 5041 nt
Organism: Cherax quadricarinatus
Lineage: Eukaryota; Metazoa; Arthropoda; Malacostraca; Decapoda; Parastacidae
Source: RefSeq, a predicted model, not a curated record